Toxotes jaculatrix (banded archerfish) is the source of this 2227-nucleotide messenger RNA. RefSeq names its product tyrosyl-DNA phosphodiesterase 1 (gene tdp1). Gene Ontology annotation, biological process: single strand break repair; double-strand break repair. The coding region runs from base 129 to 2000 and encodes 623 amino acids. The transcript has 16 exons. Gene Ontology annotation, cellular component: nucleus. NCBI's taxonomy places the organism in Eukaryota, Metazoa, Chordata, Actinopteri, Toxotidae. Gene Ontology annotation, molecular function: double-stranded DNA binding; single-stranded DNA binding; 3'-tyrosyl-DNA phosphodiesterase activity. The record is from RefSeq and is a predicted model, not a curated record.
ACCCACUGCACCGUGGUGUGUUUCAUGGAAGUGUUUGUUGCAUGAAGUUUGCUCGGCGGUGCAGUGUUAAGAGUCUCUGCAUUGAUAACAGCGUUAACCUGUGCUGCAGCUCACUCAUCUGACCUGGCAUGACAAACAGUCAACACGGCAAGUGGACCAUCUCCAGCAGUGAUGAUGAUGAUGAUGAGGCUCUUCCUCCUUCCGGGACUACAAUAUCUAAGCCCCACCAGCCUGCUGUAUCCAGUCACAGCCCACGUCGGUCUGCCUCUACCCCCAGCCCCAAACUGGAACCAGUAUCAGCCUCUGUUGAGGUGAAACCAGAACCAGCUAAACCCCCUGUAUCCUCACUUGUCGUUGGCUCUGAGGCCCGGCAGUCAGCUGCAAAGAACCAGGUGAAUCCAGUAAAGUAUGAAACUAGUCCUUCAUUGGCUGGAAAGCGUAAGAAAGAGGUGUCAGAAGGUUCAGGCUGGGCUCUGUCAGAUAGCGAUGAAGAUGAUGGAGAUGUGAAGGGGAAGAGUCUCAGUAACUUACCAAAGAGGGCGCCUCCGAGUCCCAAAACAAAGAAACCGAAGGUGGAGAACGAGCGUCCUCCCAGUCCCCACGGCCGAGUCUACUAUAUCGACGAACCAGAGGACUUCUUUGAGUCCAGUAUUCCAUGUCUGAAUGACACCUACAGGUUUUACCUCAACAAGGUCACAGGCCUGGACAAGAAAUACAACAGUGGAGCGCUGCACAUUAGAGACAUUCUCUCCCCGUUAUUUGGGACCUUGAAUGAAUCUGUUCAGUUUAACUACUGCUUUGAUAUUGCCUGGAUGGUUAAGCAGUACCCAUCAGAGUUUAGGGAUCGUCCAGUCCUGAUCGUCCAUGGAGAUAAGAGGGAGGCCAAGGCCCGGCUGGUCCAGCAGGCUCAGCCCUUUCCACAUGUUCGAUUCUGCCAGGCCAAGCUGGACAUUGCUUUUGGAACUCACCACACCAAGAUGAUGUUGCUGUGGUAUGAGGAAGGCUUCAGAGUCAUUAUUCUAACCUCCAACCUCAUCAGAGCUGACUGGUACCAGAAAACACAAGGGAUGUGGAUGAGCCCUCUGUUUCCACGGUUACCAAAGGGCAGCAGUCCUAACGCAGGCGAGUCGCCCACCUUCUUUAAGAGGGACCUGCUGGAAUACCUGGCAUCGUACCGCGCUCCAGAACUCGAGGAGUGGAUCCAACGAAUCGAAGAGCACGACCUGUCAGAGACCAGGGUGUAUUUGGUUGGCUCAACUCCAGGCAGGUAUGUUGGCUCAGACAUGGAGCGCUGGGGCCACCUGAGGCUGAGAAAGCUGUUGUAUGACCACACAGAGCCGAUUCCUGGCGAGGAACGGUGGCCUGUGAUUGGCCAAUUCUCCAGCAUUGGUUCCAUGGGACUGGAUAAGACCAAAUGGUUGGCGGGGGAAUUUCAGCGCACCUUCACCACGCUGGGGAAAUCCUCUCUUCGUCCAGACCCCCCCAUGCACUUGCUGUAUCCAUCAGUAGAAGAUGUGAGGACUAGCUUAGAGGGCUAUCCAGCGGGAGGCUCUCUUCCCUACAGCAUCCAAACAGCUCAGAAACAGCUUUGGCUCCACUCCUACUUUCACCGCUGGAAGGCGAAUACAACAGGAAGAAGUCAUGCCAUGCCACACAUCAAGACAUACAUAAGAGCGUCACCAGAUUUCACUCAGCUUGCCUGGUUCCUCGUCACAAGUGCCAACCUCUCCAAAGCAGCGUGGGGAGCACUGGAGAAGAACAACACUCAGAUGAUGGUCCGUUCGUACGAGCUGGGAGUCCUCUACGUGCCCUCUGCCUUUGGCAUGAAGACCUUCACUGUUAACAGAAAUCCAUUUCCUGCUUCCUCAUCCUCCCCUGGUUUCCCUGUGCCCUUUGACCUUCCCCCUACACGCUACUCUCCUAAAGAUCAGCCUUGGAUCUGGAACAUUCCGUACAGCCAGGCCCCCGACACACACGGCAACAUCUGGGUUCCCUCCUGAAAACACACAGACGCACACACACACACACACACACACACACACACACACACACACACACACACACACACACACACACACACACACACCUCUCUUUAAAACUGCUGUGUUUGUAACUGUCAUCACUAUGUCUAGAUGUUAGUUGUCAGUAACAUUUAUUUUUAUAUUUUUUACUUUGCUGUAGACUCACGUUUUGUACCAAUAAAUAAAAUAAUGUUAGCAUUGUCCAA